AUACUCCCACGCCCACGCCGUGUCUCCUCAACUGCUGUAGCCAGAAGCUCGCCAUGUCAGUUACGAUUUUCUUUCAUCCCCAGCGUAGUCGAUUCGAAGAGCCGCUUUCGCCACGCGUGGUUCUUUGCGCUGGGCUCAGCUCUUUGUAACUACUGCCUCAGCUCUUACCUCUGUACUACUGUACAAGCUCCUGCUAGUGUAGGAGGACCCUGUAAGCUGGCAGGAGCUGCACAGAUCUUGAGUUGCAUAUUUACCGUUGUUUCGCGCCGUAGUGCAUCUACUGUUCGCCUGAUUAGUUCUCUUAGCGAGCUUAGUAGUUUCAGUGCGAUUGUCUCGCGAUGGAAGCGCUGCUGAACGACAUGCACGGCGCGCACUUAAUCGACUCCAGGCCUCCGCGACACUCGCUGGACGACGCGCUCCGGCAGGCCUGCCUUGCCGCUGAAACAAUCCCGCCGUCGACGUCCGUCAACGUUAACGACAACGUCGGCGCUGACGGAAGGAGAAUUCAGCAAGGCUCUGCGCCGAGCUGUCAUGGAGGCAAGCUCAACGGGAGAGUGCAUCCUGGUCUUGACGCUAACGAGCGUGCUUCUAACGAUAAAUAUACUGCAGCUUACUUGAAGCCUGAAGAUUGCGUGAAUGGCGUAGGUUCUAUACCCCGGUCUAGAGCAUGUAAGGACCGCGUGCUGGGCGACAGUGUGAUUGUAGACACUCAGAAGGGAGCUCCUUAUCGCGGACGAGCGGAGCCCGGCGUUUCCGGGAUUCCUGGCGUGAAACGCGGCAAACAACCCGAUUUCACGAGCGGGACUCCUGGCGCUGUUCACGAAAGAAAGGGGAGCCGCGCCGGAGUUGGCGCCGGAUUCGUCGGCGGCGGAGGCGGAGGCGGAGGCGGAGGCGGAGGGGGAGGGGAAGGGGGAGGCGGGGGAGGCGGCGGAGGGGGCGGGGAAGAGGAACAGCAGCAGGGUUCGAUCACGCGAGAGUUUGCGGAAAUCGCGGCGAGAAAACGGGCGGAUCGGCUGAGGAAAGCGCGGUGCGGCGGAGUGGCUAGCGGCAGGUGCGGCGUGACAUCCGCCGGAAGGGUCGGAAACGAACCGGCGGAGGGGUUGGAACGAGGUUCGGAGUCUGCCGAAGCAGCAGCUGUGGCUCGGAAUGGUAUUUAUGGAGCGGCUAAUAACGGGGCGGCUACUAACGAGCAAGGGGGGGGGAGAUGGCUGGAAACGCCCAGGACUGGCCGCGUGAAAGUAAUUCCGCCUUUGUCCGCCGAGAGCCGAUUCGAUCCGAUCCACAAUCCGACCCACAAUCCGAACCACAAUCCGAACCACAAUCCGAACCACGAUGGUGCUGUCAGUAGCCGUACCGCCUCUGACCGCCAUGGUUCGUGUGACAGUGCGGGCAGUGCUGGUCAGACGGAUAACGGUUAUUUUCCCCGCGAGGAGCCGAGCGUCCGUCAAAACAGGUUCGGUGUUGGAGGCGCGGAGUGCGGAAGAGGUUUGGGAGCAGGUCCGAUAACAGGCUCGGGAGCAGGCUCGGAAUCAGAGGGCUAUACAGUGGUGUUUUCGCGCCUGAAGGAGCAGAAGCUAAGGGAGAGAAUUGAGCACAACAAUAAUAUUAAUAAUAAUAAUAAUGAUCUUAAUGAUAACAAAAGCACCCAAGCAGCAGCAGUAGGUGGCGUGAUGGACACGCAAGCUUGCUUGCUUCCGAACCAAGGCGCAGGGGGAAGCGGGAGCGGAGGACGAAGCCAAGGCGCAGGGGGGAGCGGGGGAUUUAUACCUGAGUUUAUCCCGUUCCAGGAGGGGGCCGAGGCGGCUGUGGAGCUUACCCUAGCCUGCGGGUUGGGCGCAGCAGGGCAGGCGCGCGCGCAAGGAGAACCAGGCGCGCGGAAGCAAGCGCGCGCGGGGGGAGAGAUGGGCGGAGGCGGGUUGCCCCGGAGCCCUGUGCGCAGGUCGCGUGAGAGCGUGGGGGGAAGGAAAGUGGCGGUGCCACUGGCGCAAGGGCUGGCGGAACGAGAGGCGCAGGGGGAGUACGGGGCGCAGGCAGGGGGAGGGGCGUGGGGAACAGGGGGAGGGGCAGAGGGGGCUGCUAGCUUAACAUUUCAGGGGUGGGACAGCAUUAGAAGGCGGGUAAUUGCGGAAGAGGAGGCGGAGGGGGAGCAGGAGGGGGAGGGGGAGGGAGAGGGGGGGUGGGAGGCGGAGGAGGGGGAGGUCCGGGAAGAGGAGGAUCGGGUGUGGGAUGCCGAAGCUGCAGCUGCGGACCAAGCCGCGGAAAUCGCUGCCAGGGCUGAGCGGCAGGCUCGGAUCCAGCGGCUGCUGCUGGAGGUCAAUCUCCCGAGGCUGGCGGAGUGGGGGGGCAAGGGCGGAGCGGAAAUCAGCAGUGGUGCAGGGAAGGCGCUGGCUACCAGCGCGCCUGGGGGCUUUUUCGCGGGGGAGGGGAACAAGGGGGAAGGCGGAGGGGGGUAUGGGGGGAAUGGGGGGAACGCGGGGGGGAGUGUGUGGGGGUACAGCUCUGGAAGUGGGUCUUCUGUUAUAAGCAGCAAUAGCAGCAACGAGGGGAGUGGGGCAGGUAGUGGGGGAGGGGUGGUAAUUAAAACGAGCUCCUCAGUACCUGUCACAGCAGCAGCAGCAGCAGCAGCAGCAGCAGCAGGAAGGGGGGGGGGAGGAAGAGCAGCAGCAGCAGCAGCAGCAGCUUUGGUCGAUAGAUAUGACUUUCCCCCUGGGGCUGGUAUGGGUGGGCCCAGCUUGGGAGGGGCUGGUACGGGGGGGGGUGGUAUGGGGGGGGCUGGUAUGGGAUCCUACUAUGAGCCAAAUCCGUACGGUGCUGACGCGUUCCAUGGCUCUUCAAGCUGCCCGGAAGGUGGGGUGGCAGGCUGGGGACCUUUCACUCCAAACGGGGCAGGAUGGGGUGUGGGGCAUCUGGGUGGGGGAGGGGGGAUGGGGGGAAUGGGGGGAAUGGGGGGAAUGGGGGGAAUGGGGGGAAUGGGGGGAAUGGGGGGAAUGGGGGAAAUGGGGAGCCCACGCCUACUGAAGCAGCCAGCUCAGGUGCAGGGCAAGAAAGGGGGGUUCUUUUCGCUGCUCAAAGCAGGCCGGGGCGGGAAGAAACUUGCGAAAUCGGAGUCAGCCGAUGGCUGGCUGUACUAGUGACCGGCUUUGAGGUGCCCUAUGAUAGUACUACUAUAUUCGAUUACUGUUAUCAUUUGUUAUAUUUCUUGUGAUGUCUCACUGGUUUGAACUUUGGAUUUAGCUGUGUUCCUUUUGU
Closterium sp. NIES-67 is the source of this 3249-nucleotide messenger RNA. The record is from the annotation of a GenBank genome assembly. Lineage: Eukaryota; Viridiplantae; Streptophyta; Zygnematophyceae; Desmidiales; Closteriaceae.